CUUUGGUGAUACAAGGACGUGGUCGUUGGCGUUGAUUGUGCAAGGUACUGCGUAUCUAAAGACUUCUCCGAUCUACAGACUACAAUGGACRCUCUUAAAUGGCUGGUACUUGUUCUUUUCACUCUGCUGUGCCAUUCUUCAGUAAGAGUUGACWCGCAGCARUGUGUGCCUAUUGCAGACAAUCCUUACGUAAAUGACUGUCUGUCAGCUGGUUAUAACUAUACCUUUCCCAUCCCUGACAAUCUCUCACGAAGAACAAAGUGGCUCAUYAAGUUCGUUGCAAGCAGACUCACAAAAGACAUGAAGAAUUGCUCCGUUGCACAGAUUGCUGAGACCAUYGGUUGCGCUCUCAUCGCUCCCAAGUGCCAGGAAGGAAGACUUAAGCCUUUACUUCCUUGUAGACGAGUCUGUUCCGAGUUCCUKAAGCGCUGUAUUGAUAAAGUGCCAUCCUGGUAUAUCGAUGAUUUAACUGGUAAAUGCACUUUGCUUCCUAAUGAUACAGCAAAAUCAGGGAAUUGCUAUGAACCACCACAGUUUACCGACGAYCACCACAAUACUAGYGUUAAAGGUCCGUUAGAGCAUGGUUGUUAUGAUCUCGACUAUUUCCCUUUCUGCAGGGAACUGGGUUAUAAGUACACCAUUAUUGAGCCCCAAMAUCAGAAGAAGGUCUAUAAGAUCUUUUAUAAAAAGGAGUACAACGAAAGCGACCCUGAAACGCCAGGCCCGACAUCCCACAUCGUUCGAGUACGAACCACUAUGAAGAACCACACCAAAUGCGCAAAGAGCAUCCAUAAGUUCUUUUGUGGUCGUAUCGUACCGCCUUGCUUCCCAGAGGAGGGUAAAGCCUAUUACUCCGUAUGUCAAUCAGUUUGUAAGUCUGUUGGCAGAGAUUGUCCCGAGAUCUUCAAUACACGUGGUGGAAGGUAUUUCAUGGCGUGCGAGAGGAUGGCGGAGGGCACUACUGCGCAUGGAUUUUGCAAGUAUACCACAUGGCCAUCGCCAAAAGCAUGGGCCGACUAUUUCCACGAUAGAGCUCCACCUGCCGAACCAUCAGUGAGCGUCCCUAUUAUAGCGAUGGCAGUAGUUAUUCCUAUUGUACUCUUGUCUGUCAUCAUUGUUGUUCUUGUUAUUCUCUGGAGGAAGAACAAGCUGUUUGCAUUUGAUCAUCCAAGAGGACAACCCGAUCAGGACCAGUUAAAAGAAAAGAAAUAGUGGUUCCAGACAGCGAAUAUAAUUGGCUUAUAGCACAAUGACGUCACAUCAUUCUCUUUUUAUAGUGCUAAGGACCAUUGUCGAAAGGGGGUUGGGGUUGGGUUUUUGGUGUUGGGGACAGAACAUGGUUAGAACUAGGCAAAGAAAAACGCGAUAAUAGAGAACAUGAAAAAGCAAACACAACRAAAUAAAUAGACAGACAAUCAGAUAAAAAUGUGAAAAAUAGACUUUUGACUUCCAACUCUUUGAACAAAAAUAAUUCAGUCUAAAUUUCUUUUGUUUAGAUUGUGGUUUCCCUUUGUAGACGAGUUAUGACGUCAUAGUGCUGUAGGGUAAUUUGCAUAUCAAUAAUGAACAUCUACUGAUCCCGCUAGAGGAAAAAUAAGAACAAAUGAACAAAAUUAAUAGAACAAUUGCAAAACAUUUAGUUCAAAAGUUGAAAAAAAGGAAAGGUUUUUUAACUUCACAGUUACCAACAAUUCUUACAGUCUUUGAAAACUAAUUUCUUAGUAAGAGAGUAUCUUACCCAGGAAAAUGAGUGCUUUUUUAAAAGACUAUGAAAGAAAUUGUAUAAUUAUCUUAUUAGUUUUGAAGCUAAUAUAUAGUUAAUUUAUAGUUUGUAAAACUUGAUUUUGCGCUUUAUUUCAUAAUAUUGAGCAAUAAAAACUAUUAURUAGUAA
Exaiptasia diaphana is the source of this 1892-nucleotide messenger RNA. RefSeq lists its product as uncharacterized. NCBI's taxonomy places the organism in Eukaryota, Metazoa, Cnidaria, Anthozoa, Actiniaria, Aiptasiidae. The record is from RefSeq and is a predicted model, not a curated record. The transcript is spliced from 3 exons. Gene Ontology annotation, molecular function: protein binding. Bases 85 to 1212 code for a protein of 375 amino acids.